This is a messenger RNA of Eremothecium cymbalariae DBVPG#7215, 2328 nucleotides long. RefSeq names its product cullin RTT101 (gene RTT101). The record is from RefSeq and is a predicted model, not a curated record. The transcript has a single exon. Lineage: Eukaryota; Fungi; Ascomycota; Saccharomycetes; Saccharomycetales; Saccharomycetaceae. The coding region runs from base 1 to 2328 and encodes 775 amino acids.
AUGUCUGAACCCGAUCUUGAUGGCUUGAGUCAGAGUUUUACGCAGUUACUGGAGGAGUUCAAAGAUUCAGUUAAUAAAUUCUUUUCCAUGCCAAAUAUUGUAAUGGAGGAAAAGGAAAAUGUUCCAACUGUUUCACAAAAUGAGGUUUUAUCGUUGUAUACAAAGCUAGAUCGAUUACUGAGAGAGCUGUCUCUGUGUCGCGUUUAUGAGGCAAGCGUGCAGGAAUUGGAUAGUGUGAAUACCAGGAAAAGGAAGAGAUGCUAUCAGUUGAUGUCUCAAACAAGAGUUUAUAAUUUAAUGUGGAAUGUAGGAUUAAAAAGGCUAGACUCUGUAAUUUCGGGAGCUGUCUCGGAGGUGGACCUCACCGGAAUUGCUGACAAUGUCAUGGAGACCCUUGGAGAGCGGUUCAUUGUGAAUUUAGGGGAAACAGCAGCUGCUAUUGAGAAGCUUUGCACUGUUUACAAGUGUGUUGAUAAUUGGAAUCCAUUUAUGAUUCCCGGAUAUCCAAAAAUUAUAAAUGUGGAUCAUUUUUUGGUUAAAUAUGCCUUACACCAGUACGAGAAACUGUAUAGUGAACUUGGAUCUGAGAUAUUCAAGAGAUUGCUUUCUUUCGUUAUCAAUCAAGUUCAGACUAUCAACGUGCACUCUAAAGAUAUAAUGCCGGCUAUACAGUGUACUUCUUUGAAGGUUGAAAUAGAAUCAUUAUAUCGUGAUUUUAAGUGUCCUAAGCUUCCUGUACUGUUCUACAAGUUCAUCACUCAUAAUGUGGAAUUAGCUGACGGAAGCACUUUUUUGCAGUUCUUUACUUCGCAGUAUCUGAAUAUUUAUCGGGAUCACAAGAGUCCGGACGAUGAAUUUUACCUUGAAGCACUUAAAGAUCUUUUGAAACUGACCAGAUCGCUUUUCGGUACUGAUUUUCACAAGGUUUCUAAACGGAUUUGUGAUAAAAUACUAAAAUCUACUAUUUUAACUCGGGAAUGUUUGAUCCCCUUGGUAGAAACCAGCGUUUCAAAGGCAAACAUAAAGUCAAUUUGGCUUAUUAUAUACACUCACAUCAACGCAGGUGCCUUGGAAUCCUGUAAGGAAGCGUUUUCUGUCAGUCUUCGAUCAGUCGGAAAAUCCAAAUGUUGGUCUAUUUUUCACCAAGUGCUAAAUUUUGGUCGUAAUCAAGCAUAUGCAAUCCAGAUAAGGUCGUUCUUAUGGGAGCUAUUACAAGAGAAUUUUGAAGGUGAUCUGAACUUGGUUGAAUUCCUGGCAAAUGAUAUGGAUGUAUGCAUCAAGAGAUUUAUGGAGCGUAUCCGAGCCAAACUAGACGCCAAUAUUGAAGUGUCAGCGAAAUGUAUGGAAGCUAAAUUUUAUGAAAAGAUUUUCAGUGAAAUAAGGUCUAUAUUGGAGGUUUUGAGUGAACUAAAGUUAUUAGGCGUAUUCAUGCCAGUAUACUAUGAAAAGUACUGGUUUAGGAGAAUAAUAUUAAAUGGUCGUGAAUACAAGAAAUGCAUUGAUGAGAAAAUUGUCCUCAUGGAGGAUGGACUUGAAAAGCUUGUAGGGCAGAAGUCAGCUUUGGUAUCUUCCAUGUUAGAAGUAGUGGCUGAAAUCAAGAAAAAUGGUUGCUUUACUAAUAUCAAUAACAUUGAUACAGUGUCGAUCACAAUACCCCGGUCUGCUGUUCCCGAAUCAUUUUUGGAUUAUACUGUUGAGAUCAAAACCUUACCAGCUGAUUUACAGAAAACAUUAGAAGAAUUGAACUCCUUAAGAACUAAUUCAUCAUCUCCUAUUGUAACUCAAUCUCAGUUUGCCUUGCACCAUUUAGAGGUGGAAACUCCUUUUACAUUUCCAGACAACUCGAAAUUCAUUCUGGAUGUAACAAUGGUACAGGCUUGUAUUCUGGAUUAUUUUAAUGAUCUGGAUCAAAUAACUGUAGAUCAAGUUUCUAGAAGAUAUGGUAUCGAAGAUUUCGAAUUAACAAUGGCGAUGGAAUCGUUCGUAAGCAUUGGUAUGGUAAAAAAAGUUGGAAACAAUUAUAGAUUAGACUACAAUUUUACCCCUAAAGGUUCUGCCAGUUCUUCUGGUAAGCGGCGUGUUCCAUAUUCUGGUAAGCGGCGUCUAAAGUCUGUUGAGAAGAGAGAUUCAACAUGGAAAAUAGAAAUAUUGAGAGCUGCCCUAAUAAGAACAUUAAAAUACGGGCAGCGGCAUAUGACAUUUAAUGAAUUGAAGGCAGAAAUUUUGAAUCAAAUUUCAGGUUUUAGUGUGGGCGAAUUGAAAAUAGCUGUAGAUAAAAGCAAAGAUUACUAUUCGUAUCAUAACGGUAAAUAUAAAUUUAUAAUAUGA